This is a messenger RNA of Colius striatus (speckled mousebird), 7127 nucleotides long. RefSeq names its product adhesion G protein-coupled receptor F5 (gene ADGRF5). Lineage: Eukaryota; Metazoa; Chordata; Aves; Coliiformes; Coliidae. Gene Ontology annotation, biological process: G protein-coupled receptor signaling pathway; cell surface receptor signaling pathway. The coding region runs from base 610 to 4671 and encodes 1353 amino acids. The transcript is spliced from 23 exons. The record is from RefSeq and is a predicted model, not a curated record. Gene Ontology annotation, cellular component: membrane. Gene Ontology annotation, molecular function: G protein-coupled receptor activity.
GCUGCAACUCCACCCCAUGCUGGUGGAGAAGGGAUCAGUUCCCACUGAUCGCAGGAAAGGGAGGUCACGGGGUUUGCUGGAUUAAAUCACCACAAAGCCAAAGGUUUUCUCUCUUGUCGCUUAUGGAGAAUUGCUCACAGCCUGUUUGAUUUGUUCCAAAAAGAAAAGCAAACAAAAAAAAACUGCUCCAAACCCUGAGUCUAACAACCAACAGCACACAAGGAAGAGCAGGUGUGUCUGGAGUGCUUGGGAAAACAAAGGGCAGAGAGGGAGACAGGAGCUGACCCUUGGAUGGGAAGUUUCCUUCCCAGCACAGGAGGACAACGUUCAAAAAGACUCGGACACGACCAGCACUUGUCUCACAGAGAGUAACCUGGGCAGUAGUGGAAAGCAAAGGAUGUUCAAGAAGGAUCCAGUUAGAUCUCCUCUUUGAAUCACCUGAGAAGGUCAGUACCCAGGUGAAGUCUCACUGCAGAUGAAUCUCUCCAAGAACCCUGACAAAUCACCACUGGAUACCCUCAUUGGUGACAUCAAGUAUAUUACUUGGCUAUAAGCUCAUUGCUGUUCUCUAGCCAUUCAUAAGGCUGUACAGAAAAGUGACUGUACAAAAUGCCAUCCCCAAUUACUGCAAGUCUCCAGUGCCUGUUUCUACUGGUCACAGCAUGUUGCCAGACAUCACAGGACUCAAACUUUGAUCCAUUCGUCCAAUAUGUAAUGGACAAUGGACUAGGAGAGGAAAGCUUCCAGUCUGAGAUGCAAAGGCAGAAGCGAAACAUACUUUUUUUUGACCUUCCCCCUCUGGAAUACACUGUUGACAUUGAAGUAAGCCUUAUGGAUUCAUCUUUUCUGGAGCCAAUCAAAGAGUACUUCAAAAACCUUAAUCUUCCAGUUUCAAUGAAUAUUUCAAAUGUUGAAAUGACGGUUUCAGACAUCAAUGUUACAACAGUCUGUCUGCCCAGUGGUGAAAACGAGAGCUGUUGUUCUUGUGAAAAUGGAUAUGCCUGGCCAAGUGCAGCAUGCAGUGACUUGAUAACCUGCCCUUCUGUCAGCCUAGAACCCAACCUGCCCUGUGGCUACAUGAAGAAAAUGCCAUUCCAUGGGCCUUAUUGUGAGCCUCAGACAGAAGACUCCUGUGAUAUGGGAGAGCCAAUUCUAAUGAAUAUGUCAGUCAGACUUGACACAGACUUUUCUGACGAUCUAAGGGAUCCUUCCUCGGACUUAUACAAAAAAUACAAAGCUGACCUCGAAAAAGCGUUUAAUGCUAGCUACAGAUGUUUACCAGGCUUUGUAUCAGCAACAGUAACUGGUUUCAGGCCGGGAAGUGUUUUUGUGAAGUAUGAAGUGAAAGCAGGAGCAGCAAGCUUUGAUCAGAUAGCAAGUGCUAACAAAAUUGCACCACAAUUUCUAGAUGCAUCAUACCACCUAAACCAAGCUACCUUCUCGACAGAAAUAACCAAUCAGACAAACUUCAUUGUGAGUCCUGCAGACAUUUUUGAAGGGGAUACAGUAAGACUGAUUUGUGAGAUAAAUUCAACAUCUGAGAAUGUGACCUGGUAUCACUUUGAUCAGAUUAUCUCAAACAACAUUCAAUAUAUGAUGGAAACACAUAUUUCAAAGAGAACCUCAAGGUCAAUUCUUAGAAUUUUCAACAUCACAACGAAGGAUUCUGGUUCCUAUGGGUGCACUUUCAAAAGCAGCAAUCAGUUUCACACACUGAUAUACAAGGCCUCAAAAACAAUAACAGUCUCUCUGCUACAUGUCACUCCAAACUUAAAUUACAUUGAUGUUGCAUGCAACAGUCCUGAAAUGCAGACAAAUGGUCCUCUGCUGUCCUGUUGUAUUGACAGACAUCUACCAUCACUUACUGGUGACUGGAAAGUAAAUGGAGCAAUCAGUAUUACAGGAGUCUCCAGUUUCAGUGAAAACUGCACUGAAUACAAGCUCAACAUCAAUGAGUCAUUGUGCCCACCUGAGAAGUCAGGUACAGUGACGACGUACACAUGUGAGCUGCAGACUGGACAUGGUGCUAGGCAGAGCCAAAACAUCAGAGUGACUUACUUCCGGGCAGCUCAUGUAACAAUAUCUUCAAGCAUAAACUCAUCAAUUUCCAUGGGAUAUGCAUUCAAUCUAACAUGUGAAAGUGAUGUGAACAAUUACGAGAGUAUAACUUGGAAAAUCCAAUCUGGAAAUAAUGCAAAAACUGUAAACUGUGAUAUGUGCAUCAGGAACAGCAAAUUUCCAGCCAAAUCCGUGCUCACAGUGAAGGCUGCCACAGAGGAUUGGAGUGGCACCUACAUCUGCACAUUCUCCCAGAAGUACUCAGAGAGUUCUGCCAACAUGACAAUCAAGGUUAUUCCCUUGCCUCUGAAGCAGAACAUCCUGUUAGACCCCAUUGAGACAUCUAUACAGUGCAAAGUGCAACAACCCCUUGAGUGCUGCAUAAGAGCUAACGCCAUUGAAGAUUACACUGUUACAUUUGUGGUUAAACAGAAUGAAUUUCAAGUUGGGAAAAGGAAAAAAGGAAACUUGUUUUGCUACAUGUACAAUUACACAGAAACAGAAUGUAGCAAAGAGAAAAAGCUGACUGCAUAUUGCAAGUUUAUUAACCACAUUGGACAGAAAGUCAACAGUGACAGUAUAAGACUGCACCUAAUACCUGCUACAGAAGUUUCCUGCUCAGACAGCUUUGGCGUUGGAAGAGAAGGGGGCACGUUAAUAAAGCCAUGCCGUCAGUUAAAUAAUACAGAUGAUUUUACCCGAGGCAAUACAAUUUACAAGUGCUACAACAAAUCAUGGAAGGUUAAAAGGAAUGACUGCCUGUCUGUACCAAUAAACAACCUACUGACUAGUGCCGAGUCCUUGGUCAACAGUCCUGAGGCAAAAGCAAACCUACCUAACUACCUUGCAGAGCUUAAGGAAAAGACAGGAAAGGAGCAAAACACAAUAAACAGUUCUCCUGCAAACUUAGGUGCAAUUGUUACCAUCCUGGAUAUGAUCUCCUCUAUCCCAGCAGAUGCAGAGGAGCUCACUAUUCAAAAUUUCCUCUCCACAGUAGACUUUAUUGUUGCUGAUUCCACAACUGAAGCCUGGGAAGAUCUGAAUAAAGAGGAAAUACUCAAAAGUUCUUUGUUACUGCAUUCAGUAGAAAAUUUCUCCCUGCGCCUCCAACCAGUUAAUAAUACCAUUCCUCCUGUGUCUGCAAACACCCUUCAGCUACAAGGUAUCGUUGUCACAGAGAAUAGAAGCACAAAUUAUAACAAGAACUUUCACAGUACAGAAAAUCUCACAGUUAACGUGCUCAUUGGUGAAACUGAAAUUCAGUCUCUAACUCAAAACUCAACCAUUAUCAGUGUAAUGUACUCAACACUUGGACAUAUUUUGCCCCAGAACGAGUCUGAGUAUGUGAAUGGCUUACUGAUAACAACAACUGUGAGCAGCAACAGAAGCCAGAAGUUUGACAUUAAUAUGACUUUUGCAAAGGAAAACUCCUCUCUAAAGAUGCCCCAGUGCGUCUUUUGGAACUUCACCCUCAACCAACAUGGAGGGGGAUGGGAUACUCAUGGUUGCACACCCACAGAAGUAGAAGAUCAUGUCAUUUGCUCCUGCAAUCACUUGACAUCGUUUUCCAUUCUGAUGUCACCUGAUAGAUCCUCCCAGCUCAUCUUUGAAGAUUAUAUUACCUAUGUCAGCCUGACCAUUUCAAUCCUGAGUUUGGUGACCUGCAUUAUAAUUGAAUCCUUGGUCUGGAAAUAUGUGACAAACAACACGACCUCCUAUAUGCGCCAUGUCUGUAUACUCAACAUAGCUAUGUCACUCCUGAUUGCUGAUGUUUGGUUCAUUGUCACCGCCUCCAUCAAUGACCGAAACCAACAAAUGAGCAGAAAUAUCUGUUUUGUGGCCACCUUCUUCAUCCAUUUAUUCUACCUGUGCGUCUUUUUCUGGAUGCUCAGCCUUGGACUCAUUCUUUUCUACAGACUGGUCUUCAUCUUGCAUAACACAAGCAAGACUGCUCAGAAAGCAGUGGCAUUCUGUCUGGGAUAUGGGUGCCCCUUUGUCAUUGCAGUCACUACCAUCGCUGUGACACUGCCAAAGAACAGUUACACCAGAAAAGAUGUCUGCUGGCUCAACUGGAAGGACAGCAAAGCUCUCUUGGCCUUCAUUGUACCUGCUCUGAUCAUCGUGGCCAUGAAUUUGUUCAUCACCGCAGUUGUUAUAAUAAAAAUUCUGAGGCCAACUAUUGGGGAUAGGUCAAAUAGGCAGGAGAGGAAGUCUUUGUUUCAAAUUGGCAAAAGCGUGGCCAUCUUGACACCACUGUUAGGCCUGACCUGGGGAUUUGGCUUUGCCACAGUCAUUAAAAACAGCCACCGGGCUUUCCACAUCCUCUUUGUUCUGCUCAAUGCUUUGCAGGGAUUAUUCAUUUUGGUUUUUGGGACUCUCUGGGACAAGAAGAUACAAGAAGCCUUGCUGAAGAGGAAUUCAGUGUCCAAAUGGAGUUCACAGCAAACAAAGUCAACCUCCCUGAUCUUGGUGACACCAAUGCUUGCCAUGAGCUACCCAUUUUCAAGAACCUUUAACAACUUAUGUGGGAAAACAGGAAAAUACAGAGUAUCUACUUCAGAGCCAUCCACUUCUUCUGAAAACACCUCCAAGUCAUAUUCUUUACUUAACUGAGGCACUGCAAAUAUUAAACCACAGAACUCUGGAAGGACCUCUGCCCUUUCCAAGACACACACAAGAAGUACCUGUGAGUCAUCAAGAAGUGGAUUGCUUCAUUUUGACUAUGCUGUACCUUGGUGCAUUCUUCUGGAAUAAUCAUCUCUGGUUAACAUGUAAGGCAAGGAAGCUUUGAGAGGUGGAAUUUUACAGAGGCUGCUAAUCCCAGAAGAGAUGACAAGAUGUUUCUUGGAGGGAUUUGAAGGCCUUCGAGUGCUGGAAAGACAUUGGGGAUGAAGAAUUCUCAGCCUUUAAGAGGGUGCUUAGCACUAUGCAGUACUGAGCCAUGAAUUGCAGUACUAUACACAGCUGUUGUCCAGUGGUUUUUAGUAUUUCCCUUAUCAACUCUCUGAAUGAUUCCAAAGGCCUGUGUAGAUACACAAGUACCUCAUAGCUUCUCUCCUGCCCUUGUAUUAGAAUCUGGAAAGACCAUAGAGUAUAAUGCUCUCCAAUUUUUAUUUAAGACUUUCUGGAACAAAAUAUUCACAACUGAGAAGGUCCAUUUAAGAUCUUCUCUUUCAACUUAGAUAAAAUGAAGACCAUGAUGAUUCCUGCAUAGUCUUCUUUCAGAUGGAAUGUACUGAAAGUUCCAAGUGGCACUUUUUUUGAAGAAAAGGAAGCUUUAUAUCCUUAACUAGAGUUGUCCUUUCCUUGAUAUGUAAUGUGGUAAGACAGAAAUGGUUGCUGCCCUCUACCACAGAAGGGACUGCAUUUAUUUAAUUCGUAGCAGUGUUAAGUAUGCAAGGAGAGUCUUGUGUUGAAUCCAUGUGUUUUGGUCUCCUCUCAGAGGAGAAUCACACUUGGAGUGCUCAGAGAGUCAUCUCUGCAGUGAAUAUAAACCACCAUGUGCCAGGCAGGAUGAAGGGCUUUAUAUAAACUAUUGCUCUAAUGCUACAUUUGUGGAACCAGUUAUUUCCAAUCCUAUAUACCUUUAAAGACCAGACUCCUGUGCUAAGCAGAGGGCUAUGAGAAAGCCUGCCCAGUAUUUAUAGCACACACAAAUGUUAUGUAACUUAACAUAAGAUAUGAUAGAUGGAAUCAUGAAGAUUUAGAUUUCAAGCCAAUAUCAAGUAGUGCUGUCAGGUGGUACCGGCCUGUUUGGUUGCUGGGGAAUCAGGUCGAUGUUUGCCAGUGGUGAACCUGUUCCCAGGACUUUGGGAGGAACCAGAGUGGGAAACUGUUGCCUAUAGUUACAGGCAUGUGUGACAGUUUGGUAUGGGCAGGUAGUAAUGACUGAAGACCGUAAAAAAGCAUCAAUCAACUGUACUAUUUGUAUUGAAAGCAAUUUCUUCUGGCUUGAAGAUGUGGAUAUAAUACUAGAACACACAUAUUAAGAAAUAUUUGAAAAUCCAUAACCUCUUUUGACUGCACAGCCAGUGCAAACUUGAAAGCCAGGACUUCAUGCAUCAUUCCAACUAAAAUUUGCCUUUGGACAGCCAUUUGGUCUAACUCACUCUGGAAGUAGCUUGUGCAAUAUUGACCUGCUGCAGAACCAUCCACUCCCACUAGUUAGAACAGGUCUUAUGUAAACUGUAAGGUUGGAGUUCGUGCAGACAGCAGAGUCCCACCACACCUUACCAUACCUUAUCUCUGCAGACAUUCCAUCUGAUUAGAAAACUCACAAGAAAGAGGACGGAGUUCUGGCUUGAAGAGGAAACAAAGACCUGCACAUGCUUUGGCCACUAGCAAAAAUCACCAACACUUGAACUACUGUUUAUAUUCACACACAAAGCAAAUUUUUCCUUCAUACAGCAGAAGUACAAAAAAAAAUGAUCUAAAGAUUAAAAAAAAGAUUUCUCUAGAGGAAGGCCAGAUGGCAGGUCAGACUUACUGUAGUCCUUCCCCUGGACAGUCACAGUUAGGGAAACAGCAGCACGUCUGGCAAGACCUACAGCCUCAUUCCAGAAGGCCCCAGGCCUAGUAGGACAUGCAACAGCAACCAGCAGAGCCUAAGAAGGCCCUGCAAGAAUGUGGGAUGUGUCCUGGUCAUGGACUAGACAGGGGGUUCCUCUUUCCUUUCCCCUUCUCUUGGGUCAGACUUUUAUUCCCAGCUUUCAGUAGGGAGACAGAGCAUCAAGCAAGGCCUAAGUGCACCCAGUAUCACCUGCUGACAUCUUCAGUGACUGCACACCAUUACGAGUUCCCCUAGUAGAGAGGAGUCAACGUGUGGUUUGGCAGGAAGUGAAGACAUGGCCUCUGCAUACAAGAGUAAACCAAAGUGUCAGAGCCAACAUGUUUCUUGAGUGAGUGGUGACAAUUUUCAGUCCUAUUCUUGGUGUCCCUUCACUCUAGGGACAUCAAAAUUAUAUGGAGGAUAGGACUUAGCUAGAACUUGCCUGUAUCCUCUCUGUCUCUGGAUUCUGUCUCUCACACACCAACUCACAAGAUAAAUCCUGUAAUUUUAUUCAUCUUUA